Messenger RNA from Limanda limanda (common dab), 1230 nucleotides. It is a transcript of the gene htr1ab, whose product is annotated as 5-hydroxytryptamine (serotonin) receptor 1A b. The record is from RefSeq and is a predicted model, not a curated record. Gene Ontology annotation, biological process: adenylate cyclase-activating adrenergic receptor signaling pathway. The transcript has a single exon. The coding region runs from base 1 to 1230 and encodes 409 amino acids. Gene Ontology annotation, cellular component: plasma membrane. Gene Ontology annotation, molecular function: G protein-coupled serotonin receptor activity. NCBI's taxonomy places the organism in Eukaryota, Metazoa, Chordata, Actinopteri, Pleuronectiformes, Pleuronectidae.
AUGGAGAACAUCUCCACAGCCUGGUCCCUCCUGGAGAACUCCUCCAUCGGAGCCCUGGAGCCCGAGGAGGAGGAGGAGGAGGUGAAGCUGAGCUACCAGGUGCUCGUCUCCUUCGUGCUGGCCGCGCUCAUCCUGUGCGCAAUCUUCGGGAACGCGUGCGUCGUGGCCGCCAUCGCCUUGGAGCGAUCCCUGCAGAACGUGGCCAACUACCUGAUCGGAUCCCUGGCCGUCACCGACCUGAUGGUGUCGGUGCUGGUGCUGCCCAUGGCGGCUCUGUACCAGGUGCUGAACCGCUGGACCCUCGGGCAGGUGCCGUGCGACAUCUUCAUCUCCCUGGACAUGCUGUGCUGCACCUCGUCCAUCCUGCACCUGUGCGCCAUCGCCCUGGACCGCUACUGGGCCAUCACGGAGCCCAUCGAGUACAUGAAGAAGCGGACCCCGAGGAGAGCCGCGGUCCUCAUCAGCGUCACCUGGAUCGUGGGCUUCUCCAUCUCUGUGCCACCCAUGCUGAUCAUGAGCUCCCAGCCCAGGAGCACGCCGGGACCGGAGAGGACGAGCAGCGCCACCAAGCACUGCGAGAUCCGCCAGGACCCCUGGUACACCAUCUACUCCACCUUCGGGGCUUUUUACAUCCCUCUGACCCUCAUGCUGGUUUUGUACGGGCGGAUAUUCAAAGCGGCCAGGUUCCGGAUCAGGAAGACCGUGCGUAAAAGCGAGAAGAAGAAAGUAACGGACUCGUGCCUGGCCGUGUCCCCGGCGCAGGCCCGGAGCUGGAAGAGGAGCGUGGAGCCGCGGCCGCUGCCCAGCUUCAACGGGGCCGUGAAGCACCCGGAGGACGGGGAGUCCCUGGAGAUCAUCGAGGUCCACAGCAGCUCCAAGAGCAACCUGCCGCUGCCGGACACCCCGGGCACCGUGCCACUGUUCGAGAGCCGGCACGAGAAGGCCACCGAGGCCAAGCGCAAGAUCGCCAUGGCCCGGGAGCGCAAGACGGUGAAGACCCUGGGCAUCAUCAUGGGCACCUUCAUCCUCUGCUGGCUGCCCUUCUUCAUCGUGGCCCUGGUGAAGCCCUUCUGCCCGGACGCGUGCUACAUGCCCCGGUGGCUGGAGGACGUCAUCAACUGGCUGGGCUACUCCAACUCGCUGCUCAACCCCAUCAUCUACGCGUACUUCAACAAGGACUUCCAGAGCGCGUUCAAGAAGAUCAUCAAGUGUCAUUUCUGCAGACCGUGA